UUGAUCCCUUUUUGUGUCGGUUAGUCAAACAAGAAAGAAACCCUCAAGAAACCUCCUUCAAUAGUUCAAUUCCUUCUCUCCCUCACCAUUCCAAAUCCUUUAUUUAAUCAAAACCUCAUCAUAUUAAGAUCACAUCAACAAUAUCCACCAUCACAAAAAAAAAAUUGAUCUUCUCCCAAAAGAAAAAAAAAAUGGGGAAUUGUGUGUUCAAAGGGUUGCAAAAUGGUGUAUUGGAGGACAUGAUGGUGAAAGUAGUGACCUCAAAUGGUGGAAUCAUGGAACUAUACUCUCCCAUCACAGUUGAAUGCAUAACAAACGAGUUUCCGGGCCAUGGCAUUUUUCGCAGGUAUCAUAACAUGAUAUCAGAACCUCUGUCAAAUAGCGAAGAACUCCAUGGCGGCCAAAUAUACUACCUCCUACCUCUAAAUCCAACAUUAUUAUCUUCAUCAAGCAAAAUGGUACCUAUAACCGAAACCAAUAAUCCCAACAUAACACCAUAUAGAAUGUCCACGUGUGAAAAGAACACAAACCCUAACCCUAACAAUAACAAGAACACAUGGUGGGAACCUCAUGAGGUUCUUCCUAGGUACAACAACACGGGUGUGUGGAAGGUGAAGCUUGUAAUAAGCCCCGAGAAGCUGUCGGAGAUUCUUGCACAAGAUUCUAGGACCGAGGCGUUGAUAGAGAGUGUGAGGACGGUGGCGAAGUGCGGCAGCGGCGUUGCGCCGUCGUCGAUGAUGACCAACUCCGAUCAAUGGAGCGUGUGUAGUAGCAGUUGUAAAGGUUCUACAUUUGGUGUGGAUAGUUAAAAUUUAGCUUUACCUUUUUCAGUUUUUUUUAUUUAAUUAUUGUUAUUAUUGUUUAAUAACCCUAAUUAUUGUCUACUUUAUUUGCUUCUGUAGAUGAUAAAUAUUAGCUUUUAAUUUUUUUCUUCAUUUCUUUUUUAGGUAAAAAAAUUUUUGUUUGUGA
This is a messenger RNA of Arachis duranensis, 969 nucleotides long. RefSeq lists its product as uncharacterized. The transcript has a single exon. Lineage: Eukaryota; Viridiplantae; Streptophyta; Magnoliopsida; Fabales; Fabaceae. The record is from RefSeq and is a predicted model, not a curated record. The coding region runs from base 192 to 809 and encodes 205 amino acids.